CGAGAACAGACAGAGCGAGUUCUCGGAGCCGUCGGUUGAUUGGCUCGUGGAAAGUGGGGGCGUGGUCUCGGGCUUUAACUUGUGGCGCCCGCUCCGAAGCCCAAGAUCAGUUUGGAACGCGGCGCCUGGCUGAACUGUCCCGUGUCCCCCGGACCUUCUAGGAACUCACCUCCAUCCCCAUGGCUUCGCAAGGCGUGGACCCGAGAGGGCUGGGAGAUGAUGAGCUACACUGCCUCCUCAGAGAGCUGGAUGAAGUGAUUGAAGACUUUGAUAAUGGCAGCAGCAGCAGCUGUCACUAUGAGGAACAUCUGGAGGAGCUCAAGCAAAGGAAUGGCCUUGGCCUUGGCGUCUAUGACAGUGGCAUCGAUGAAGCUGAGAGUACCAACCCAUCUCCAGGGAGCAGCUUAAACACCAGCGAGGAAAACAUUCACAUGCCAGCAACUUCUUCCGUUCCCAAAGCUAAGCUUGGAGACACGAAGGACCUGGAGGAUUACAUCGCUGACCUCGACAAAGAGCUGGAGGAAAUGUGAGCCACAGCCCUUGGGCACCUGGUGGAGGCCCCCAAGGAGUACUGCUGUAGCCGUGCCUGCCUGUGUAUACGCCCCAUGGUUCUCUCUUUGUGGCCUUCCUCAGAAGGCCGGAGGCCAAAACCUCAGGGCCAAGGAUCGGACGGGGCCACUCACUGGGAAUCAUCCCCAGGACCUGUUGCUCAAUUAUGUUAUCCGAUAAUGUUGCUGUGUCUGUAGUGCGCUAGCUGUUGUUUAGCCUUUGCCGCAUUCUUGUAGCCAAUAGUGUUAAGGCUGUGUCUGUACUGCUUGGGUCAAUCUGGCUGCCCUGGAAGACAUAGCGCCAAUGUUGGGGUCUAGGAUUUCAUUCCAAGUCUAGAAGUUCCCACCAAUGAUGCAGAUCCACCAUUUACUGCAGCUUCAAGUCUUGGAGAGUCACCUGGAGUGCCGAGAGUUGGUGACUUGUCCAGGAUCCCACAAUUAGUCUGUGCCAGAGGUGGCAUUUGGAGCCUCAGUCCUCCUUGCCCUCUAUCCACUAUGCCACAUUUCUAGCUUCAGUAACUGGACCGAUAGCUUUGUAGUCCUCUUCCUUGGCUGUCUUCUCAACUGCAUUGCCUUGACCCUCCUGAAAACCAAGUGAUGUCUGGCCAAUUAGCUGGUCUGAGCAUCUGUCUCCUAGAGCACUGUAAUGCUAACUUGCUUGCUGCCAGAAGAGGGAACAUUCGCCUGGAGCUUAGCUUUCAUAGUGCCCUCUUAAGGAUGAGCAGGAAUCUCCCAGCCAUGAGCCCAAAUUGUCUUCCCUUAUUAUCUCGAUUUGGCAAAGGUCUAUGAGUUCAUCGACAUGGACCUUCCUUCUUAGUGACCCCUUAUGGACUUCGUGGCUGGGCGGCCAGAGCUAGGCAUUGCCUUCCCCCUGUAGCUAACCUGGUUCUGAGCAGCAUCUCGUGUCCUUAGCCAUGCUGGUCUUUUGACAACAAGCAUCCAGUCAGGGAUGGAGCUCGAGUUUGAUGGUUGGUAGAAGUAGCCCAAGCCUUCAGGAACCCAGAAGCAGCAUCCUGACAGAACCAGGCACCAGAAGCCUUUGCAAAAUCAGGUGCUAUUGGGCCCCAUUGCAAUUUAGAGCCCUUAAAGGCCUUGCUAUCACUUGGGGUCACAGCGUAUUUAGAAAUUGGGGUAAGUGAACAUGAAGCCCUCCCCACUCCCACUUUUUGCCCCUUUGCCCAUGGCCUAUGACUGGCCAAGAGGCUCCUGCAGCUCUAUGAUGAGAGAACAGGAAAAGAGUUUUGCAGGGAAGGCAGUAGAACUCUAACCCAACUGGAGGGAAGCGGGGUGAGGUGUUGCGCAGUGAGGGAGCCCUGUGAGAGAGAUCACAGCCUCUAACAGACAAGAUGGCCCCUCCUGAUGCCAGGUAACAGCUUCUGCCUCAGGCACACACACAAGCCACAAGGAGCCUCCCUGAUGUCCCUGAGCCAAGAGCGAGCUGUCGACCGCCAUUUCCUAAAGUCAGGCCUGCCGAUGCUUCUCACUCUCAUCCAUCCAUGCCCCUUGGGCACUAGUGUAAAUGUUGUAUGAUAUGGUGAAUAUUCCAUAUGAGUUAGCAUACACAAAAUGAAAUAAACGCUUCGUGAAGGAUGA
This is a messenger RNA of Monodelphis domestica (gray short-tailed opossum), 2141 nucleotides long. Its product is annotated as regulator of cell cycle RGCC-like. The record is from RefSeq and is a predicted model, not a curated record. NCBI's taxonomy places the organism in Eukaryota, Metazoa, Chordata, Mammalia, Didelphimorphia, Didelphidae. Gene Ontology annotation, biological process: regulation of cell cycle.